Messenger RNA from Exophiala viscosa, 2022 nucleotides. Its product is annotated as fungal-specific transcription factor domain-containing protein. Gene Ontology annotation, molecular function: zinc ion binding; DNA-binding transcription factor activity, RNA polymerase II-specific; transcription cis-regulatory region binding. Gene Ontology annotation, cellular component: nucleus. The transcript is spliced from 3 exons. Bases 188 to 1828 code for a protein of 546 amino acids. Lineage: Eukaryota; Fungi; Ascomycota; Eurotiomycetes; Chaetothyriales; Herpotrichiellaceae. The record is from RefSeq and is a predicted model, not a curated record. Gene Ontology annotation, biological process: positive regulation of transcription by RNA polymerase II.
AAUGUUCUCUGAUCGAUCUCGCGGCAAUCGGUACAUUUGUCGAAUUUGUACGAUGUCUUCUGGUCUAGGAUGAUAUCGUCAUAGUCAAAAAGACGUAAGGCUGCUCAUAACGUCCCAAUCAAAUCCUACUCGAAGGACUACAGUCGGAAUGUAACUCCUUUGGCCACCUUUGCAAAUUGGGACAACGAUGCCACCCGCGGCCAGGUCUUGGAAUGGCUGCGUACGCUGCAGGAAGCGAAGACAGAAAUGUGAUGAACAAAAGCCACACUGCGCUCGGUGUCAAAAGCACGGACAAAGCUGUACUUACGAGAAAACAUUGAGGUUUGGCGGUCGGCCCUUCUCGCAAUCCCGCUUUGGGACUUGUCUGUCGAGCAAACAGGGCGGAGCUCGCAAAACAGCUACCUCCGAUGGGGGAUUUGUCUACACUGCCAAAAUCGGCGAAGCAGAGCCUUUGUCUCCUGUGCCACCGCCUCAACCGGUGAUUGCGUCGAACAUGCAGGCGGAUGCUGUAUGGCCUACGUCAAUACCGGAACUCCGAAUCGACCAUCAUCAACGACUUGAGCCCUUAUCCAAGAUCUCAAUAACCCGGCAACUUGACAUGAUGCCCUCAGUCUCCUUACAGAAUCGUGGCCUCUUCGAAUACUUCACCUGCAACGCCUCAAGGGCGUUGGCACCCCAUACUUUCGUUCACCAAGAGAUAUGCAAAUUGAUCUUGCCUAUGGCUCUUGACAGUCCGGCUCUGCUCCAUGCAACUUUAGCGUUAGCUGCCGUUCACAGAUACUCAACAGGAUUCAGUAUUGAGCACCACUAUUCCGAUGGAGACAUGCCGCUUGUGAACCAUCUGACAGGCAUCAGCAUCCAGCAUCUACGCAAUGAGCUCCAGAGUCCUCAGACAGGAUCGUUGGGGACGAAGCUUGCGACCAUUCGAACCUUGUUUCUGUGUGAAGCCAUUUCCGGAUCUCCAUCUUUGCGCACCUGGAGAGCACAUUUCCUUGGAGCGCAAGCACUGAUAUCAUCACUUUCCGGAUUCAAUGCUGAAAGUCGCAAAAAGGAUACAGCUGUGUCUUUUCUGUGCAGGUGGUAUGAGAUCACGGAAGCGCUUGUUGCGGUUACCAACGAAGGAUUGACAGAAAGUGGUACACCGGAGUUUACUGGCAAUCGACAUCUUCUAGCCGACAUUGACACCAGAACAGCAUGCAUUGAUGCAUACACUGGUUGCGCAGAAGAUCUUCCAGUUGCAUACCGGGAGAUUGGAGCGGUAGCCUGGGAAAGGCGCCGAACGAUUGAAAAUCCAAGCUGUUACCCCAGACUCUCUGAGCAAGAUUUUCAAUGUGAGGCUGAUUACCUGGAAUUAUCGGUGCGGAAUAUGAUACGACGCGAUAAGUCACGAACAACGGUACUCAAGAACUCCGGGACGCCUGAUCUAUCGGUCGAUGACUACAAGGACUUUGUCCUUUGCAAUGAGGCGUACCAGAUCACUGCGCUGAUCCACAUCCAUCGGCGCAUUCGACGGCUGCCACCAGCAGAUGCAGCCGUACAGGAAUGUGUCCAAAGAAUUGUCGAGUGUGUUGGCAGCAUCAAGCCUGCGGCGACAUUGUCACCCCUCACUCUCCUAACCACGCCUCUCUUCACUGCUGGAUGCGAAGCUAUAGGCAGAGAAAGGAUCCGAGUUGCACAAUUGCUGAACAACAUGUUUACGCUUCUACGAGUGCCGAACAUGAAACGCGCCUUACAGGUGCUGGAGGUAUUUUGGCAUGAAUCGGACGCCCGAGGCAUUUUCUGGGAGGAAUUUUCACGUGAACGUGGGUGGGACUUCCUGCCGUACUAGUGAACCUCCCUACAUGACCUCCAAGGGUCGUCCACUCCAUUCUCGAUCGGGAAAUCUUUAAUCAACCCUCGUCGCAAACUGCCUCGCUUUACUUUCUGCUGUUCAUGCGUCCGGUGAUAAAAUAAAGCUCAUUUCUUCUCACCCUGAACAUGCUCGACGGCUGCAUUGCUGGGCACUUCGUCAGAAGUCAGCAC